AUGCAACAGCACCAAAUGCAGCAGCAGCAGCAGCAUCACUACCCUCAGCACACUGGGCAGACCGGAGUCGGAUACAUGGGUCAACCAGGAUCUCAACAGCCUUACGCACCUCAAGGACAUCCUCCACCACAACAGCAGCAGCAGCAGCCACUACCUCCUGCACAGCAGAAACCGGUAGUUCCUGGUGGAUAUGCAGGUGCACCAAUGCCGACAGCCAGGCCUGGCCCCACCCCAACUCCUGGGAUGCCCGGCCAGCCACCUCAGGGGCGCUACGGUCAGGCUGCAUUUCCUCAGGCAUCGGUCGGCCAGAGCAUACCACAUGGGCAGCCCUUUCCGCCAGGCGCUGCCCCCACCGGGGCACAGGGACCACCGCAUCCCGGCCCUCCCCAACAGAGCAUGCCCCAGGGCCCCCCUCCACAGCCCGCACAACCACAGCCUCCAUAUGGUGGCGCUCCGCCCGUGUCACAAGCCUACCCAGGCUACCCCCCUCAUGCCACCCUCUCCUCUUCUCUUGCCGCUACAUUGGCGGACAACCACCAGGCUGCCGCGACGAGCACGGGCACGCCAUUCAACCCCCAGGCCACGACUUCUGGGCUCCACAACCAUCCCUCGGAGCCUUUGACGCUGGACGGCAACUACCAGACGUGUGUCCGCAACGCGGGCUCGUUGAUGCGGCCGCCGCCACUCCGCAGCAACUUCACGCGAUGCAACAGCACAACAAUGCAGCAGCAGCAGCAUCACUACCCUCAGCACACUGGGCAGACCGGAGUCGGAUACAUGGGUCAACCAGGAUCUCAACAGCCUUACGCACCUCAAGGACAUCCUCCACCACAACAGCUAGCAGCAGCAGCCACUACCUCCUGCACAGCAGAAACCGGUAGUUCCUGGUGGAUAUGCAGGUGCACCAAUGCCGACAGCCAGGCCUGGCCCCACCCCAACUCCUGGGAUGCCCGGCCAGCCACCUCAGGGGCGCCUACGGUCAGGCUGCAUUUCCUCAGGCAUCGGUCGGCCAGAGCAUACCACAUGGGCAGCCCUUUCCGCCAGGCGCUGCCCCCACCGGGGCACAGGGACCACCGCAUCCCGGCCCUCCCCAACAGAGCAUGCCCCAGGGCCCCCCUCCACAGCCCGCACAACCACAGCCUCCAUAUAGUGGCGCCCCGCCCGUGUCACAGGCCUACCCAGGCUACCCCCCUCAUGCCACCCUCUCCUCUUCUCUUGCCGCUACAUUGGUGA
Molecule: messenger RNA, 1233 nt
Organism: Rhipicephalus microplus (southern cattle tick)
Lineage: Eukaryota; Metazoa; Arthropoda; Arachnida; Ixodida; Ixodidae
Product: proline-rich protein 2-like
Source: RefSeq, a predicted model, not a curated record